Molecule: messenger RNA, 2070 nt
Organism: Labrus bergylta (ballan wrasse)
Lineage: Eukaryota; Metazoa; Chordata; Actinopteri; Labriformes; Labridae
Gene: mfsd1l
Product: major facilitator superfamily domain containing 1-like
Biological process (GO): transmembrane transport
Molecular function (GO): transmembrane transporter activity
Source: RefSeq, a predicted model, not a curated record
UUGUCUGCGCAGAUUUCCAAACGAUCUGCUGCGUCCCUGCAGAGCUGCAAGUCUUUUUAGGGUUAGUAAAGCUGUGGCCGGCGGACCGCAGCAGGAGAAUCGUAGCAGCAGACUGCUAACCUGUUUCACCAGCUUUCCAUGUAAACAACUCUGAAAUGAUGUGAUUAGAACGUUUUUGUUUUGUAGUCGCUGUGCUUUUUUUCUUACCAUGACGCAGCCAGCAGAGAAAGCGUAUUAUCGCUUUGUGGUGCUGUUCUUCAACUGUCUUCUGACAUUUGGCUCCUACUUCUGCUUUGACAUCCCCAGUGUUUUGCAGGAUCAGUUCCAAGGGAACCUGACAUGUCCCAAUUCCACCGUGAUCAAUGGGACAGUGGACUGUGUGGAGGGACUGGGGAUGAGUCCUCAGCAGUAUAAUCUGCUUUAUGCAAUAUAUGCUUGGACGAAUGCAGUCGUGGUUGUCCUUGCUGGUUUCCUGAUUGACAAAUUAGGAAAUCGCUUCGGAGUGUUUCUCUUCUCCUUCCUGUGCGUUCUGGGCUCGUCGCUGUUUGCACUGGGCUCUCACUUUAAAGGAACUCCCUACCUGCUGCCGCUCAUGCUCACAGGCCGAUUACUGUUUGGAUCGGGCAACGGAUCUUUGACCAUUGUUCAGAACCGCAUCACAGCCUUCUGGUUCAAAGGGAAGGAGCUGGCCUUGGCAUUCGGUGUGACCCUGGCAUUCUCUCGCCUGGGGUCGGUCCUGAACUUCUUCUUCACCCAGAAGUUUGAGGAAAAAUAUGGCAUGCAGUGGACCCUCUGGGGUGGUGCUAUAUUAUGUGUGCUUGGCUUCGCAUCCGCCAUUCUCGUCAGCACGAUGGACAAGAUCGGAAUGAAACAGCUUGGUCUUGAUGGAGCCAUUCAAGAGGAGUCCCGCAAAGUGAGAAUUCAGGAUGUGAAGCUCCUCUCGCUGAGAUACUGGCUGCUGGUUCUCACCAUCAUGUUCUUCUACAAUGGCAUCUUCCCGUUCAUCGCAGACGCCAGUAAGUUCAUUCAGGAUAAGUACAGUGGCUACAGUCAGAAGGAGGCGGCAUACAUCGCCGGGGCGGUGUACGACAGCUCACUGAUCCUCUCGGCCAGCGUGGGCAUUCUCAUAGAUUUUGUGGGUCUGAGGGGCAUAUUUGCUCUGGCCUGUGCCGUCCUCACACUGCCCGUGUUCGGGCUCCUCGCCUUCACAUUUGUACCGCCUCUCGUCUCCACCAUAUGGCUCGGAAUCACCUACUCUUUUGCAGCAGCGAGCAUGUGGCCGUCCAUCCCCCUCGUGGUUCCUCAGGCAACUCUGGGGACGGCCAUGGGUAUGGCCACCUCCAUACAGAUGAUUGGGAUCGGGGUGUCAAAUCUGGUGGUCGGGCAGAUUUUGGGCACCAAGUCCAGUGAAACCAAGAUUCCAUUGUGGCGUUGGCAGAGGAUGAUGAUCUUUAUGUUAGCCAACACGGUCAGCUGCAUCGUCACUUCAGUGCUGCUUAAUGUUGUCGACCGCAGACAGGGCGGGACCCUGAACAAGACGACCAAGAGGUCAGAGGCAGCAGAGAGAGACUCGGACAGAGAGCCGCUCAACCAGGCGGAGGAGGAGGAGGAGGAAGAUGAGGAGGAAGAGGAGGCGGUCAGAUCUCAUUCUAUCAACUCCUGAGCUUUUCCUCAAGUUUCAACAGUUUUCUCUUUCUCUUGAUAUAUUUUUGUAUGUACUAGUUUUUUUUUUUGAUCAUGGACUUGAUGAAUUACCUCAUCUUACUACAGUGUAUGAUAGAGCAGUGCAUUGAAUCAGAAUGAUUCAUGGUUAUUAAUAGUCAACCAGGUCAGGGCUCGACAUUAUUACUGGCCUGGAUGAAUGAUUGACAGAGUCCGGCCCAGCUGAUUGCACGUUCAGCUGACCAGCUCGGGUCAGUUCAAAUACUGCCUGAAAAAAAAAAUAAACAGUAACACGUUCUCAAUUUCACAGCGCUAUCCCGUCAUACCGGUGUUUUGUCAGUAAUUAUUUUUAAACGUCGUUGUUAGGUGGGGGUUGUUUUUGUUUGUAUAAAUCCAAUGAAGAAAUCA